This is a messenger RNA of Monopterus albus (swamp eel), 4593 nucleotides long. RefSeq names its product serum response factor b (gene srfb). Gene Ontology annotation, molecular function: protein dimerization activity; DNA-binding transcription factor activity, RNA polymerase II-specific; cis-regulatory region sequence-specific DNA binding. Bases 508 to 2259 code for a protein of 583 amino acids. Gene Ontology annotation, biological process: positive regulation of transcription by RNA polymerase II. NCBI's taxonomy places the organism in Eukaryota, Metazoa, Chordata, Actinopteri, Synbranchiformes, Synbranchidae. The transcript has 8 exons. The record is from RefSeq and is a predicted model, not a curated record.
AUAAGGAAACAUUGUAUCUCUUUAUAAGGAGGGAAGUAGUUCCUCGGUUGUAAUAUUACUCCGAUGUAGCAAACGCUGUUUUAAAAAGAGAUGUUUAUAUGCGUUUCUGAUCCAUAAAGAGAUAAACGGUGUGGUAUUGAUGAGGUGCGAUGAGCAUAUAAAUAUCGACGGGCCUACAGCGGCGUUAUUUUCGGUUUACAAUGCGGACUACGCGACAUGGCGGAGCAACAUCGAGGGCGCUCUGCGCGUUUUCCUUUUUGAGAAAGUGUUCAGAGUUUUGGAAAUAGAGGAGGAGGGUGAGCUAAACUGAGCCGGGUUUGAAGGGUCUUGAAAGCAGCAUCACUUUCCGAAGUUUGUCUCGGUAAUUUCCUGGCGUUUCCAAACAGUCAUUUAGCCUGCUUUGUUUACAUUUUGUAGCCCGGUCGUGUAUGCGUUUUAUCAGUAACUUACGACACAGCGCGCUCCAGCUUUUUGGCUGGUAUUUAGUGACUCUGUCAACUUAAUAGGAUGUUGCCAAGCCAGGCUGGAUCGGCACCAUCUGGAAACGGGUCAGCUAUAGCCAGGGGUACCACAGGACACAGUUCGGGGGUUGCCGGCAGCGGGAUCCGUCCCGUUUUGGUCAGAGCAGGGCAAGCUUUACCGGGGGUCAGCGAGAGCGCUGGUGCUGCCGGGCGGCAGGGGGACAGAGACGCCGUCGGGAUGCUUGGGGCUAAUGGUCCAGGGGGUCCGCGGGGUGCGAGACCGGGGAACGGGACGGGAGUGACCCCUUUGCAUACCGCUGUCCAGGGCAGCAUGGUGGGGUUAAACACGGGAGUGGUAUUGGCUCAUGGAGCCCGGUUCGACCCGGACAGAGAGACUGCUCCUCUGUGCAGCGGCUCGGAUAAUGACUCGGACUCCGGAGAUGAUGAUGACCCAGUGGGUUCACUCGGGGACAGCAGGAGAGGGGUGAAACGGGAGAGAGGGGAGAUGGAAGCUGCGGUGACUGGGCAGGAGGUGGGACUACCUCCCGGAGGUUACGGCAUGGUGCCCGGAGGGGUCGCCGGGGCAAAGCCGGGAAAGAAGACACGUGGGCGCGUAAAGAUAAAGAUGGAGUUUAUUGACAACAAGUUGAGACGGUACACCACUUUUAGCAAGAGGAAGACGGGCAUAAUGAAAAAGGCCUAUGAACUCUCCACCCUGACAGGAACCCAGGUUCUGUUGCUUGUGGCCAGCGAAACAGGUCACGUCUACACAUUUGCCACUCGCAAACUCCAGCCCAUGAUCACCAGUGAAACGGGCAAAGCUCUGAUUCAGACAUGUCUCAACUCACCGGACUCGCCGCCACGCUCUGACCCCUCCAUGGACCAGCGCAUGAGUGCCACAGGCUUUGAGGAAACGGACCUCACCUACCAGGUGUCUGAGUCAGAGAGCAUAGGUGACACAAAGGAAACGCUCAAGCCGACGUUCACGGUAGCCAGUCUGCCAGGCACUCCCAGCAGUGCCCAGUCCACAGUACCCACCACCUCCACCACCAUGCAGGUGAGCAGUGGACCUUCAUUUCCCAUCACCAACUACCUGGCACCCAUCUCAGCGAGCAGCAACAUCAGCGCCAACGGUACUGUCCUCAAGACGGCCGGCAGCUCCACAGGGGUCAUGCAGCUGCCCAGUGGCUUCACUUUCAUGCCUGCAGGCACUCCUCUCCCCCCUGGCACCCCCACCAUUCCUCUGAGCCAGCUGCAGCAGCACUCCCUGGCCCUCCAGGGGCAGCACGGUCAGGCUCUGGCCGCCGCCUCACAGCCACAGCAGGCACAGCAGGCUGUCUUCCGCUUCCCUGCUGCUGUCUCCCUCACAGGAGCGGGGGUUCCCCAGCAGCUCCAGGCAAUCCAGGUCCACCCCAACACCCAGUCCUCCUCCAACGACAGCAGCCCCGAGAUCUCCCACACCUCGACAAACUCCACAGCAACUAUCGUCACCUCGUCCGUGCCAACAUCUGUGGCGGGUCACAUGAUGUACCCAAGUCCCCACACAGUGAUGUACACCUCCACGCCGGCGCUGGCUGACGGGGGGCUGGCUGUGCUCAACGCCUUCUCCCAGGGCACCUCAGCCAUGCAGGUGUCUCACGCUCAGGCCCAAGACACAGGUGCUGUCCCUCAGGUGUUCCUCACAGCACCUCCAGGCACGGUGCAGAUCCCCAUCCCAGCAGUGCAGCUACACCCAGUACGGCAAGAUCUGCAUUUUACAAAUGGUGAUUGGGCAGCAGUCGAGUGGCAGCAGCAGUAACUUGACGGAGCUCCAGGUGGUCAACCUGGACGCAGCGCACACCUCAAAGAGUGACUGACAGCUGGAGCUGUAUAUAACAUGGUAGACCCAAGGACAGAGACUGACUGAUAUCACUAUUUAUUGAUGCCUUCCUAGAGUUUCAUAACACACUUCUGAAUGUGACUUUAAAGUACAUAUACACACAAACAAGGGCAUAUGUGUGGCUGACCCUUAUACAGUAUGUUUUAGUAUAUGAUUAUAAAUGCAUAGGAAGUAUCACUACAUUCUUCAUCAGAACCUAUUUUCUAUGCUGUUAGAUGGUGUUAUUUUUUUGUGUGCACGUGCUUUUUGAAGAUGUGUAAUUAAAUGUACACACGCACUGCAAGGUGCCACAGCUUCACACCAGCCAAAGAGACAUUUGUUUGUCUGAAUGUUCCAGUGUGAGCAGUUUGUGCACAAGCCUGUGUCGGUGCACAAUUUGGGGUUUGUAAAUGGGCUUUAUUGACUUAAAAAUUGAAAAUGUACAUAGUUUUUUUUUUAAAAAAUUGGUAACUUGUAUUUUUAGCCUGGUUUAGUUUGUGCAACAGCAUGUAGUUUUUUAUGUAGUGAUUUUGUAUGUACAUGAAAACGAUUUGCAUAAACAAUUUACAUGUAUAUGUAAAUUAAUUUAAUAUCCCAUCAUGUGUUGAUAUACUGUCAUGCCGUUGGGAGUUCUCACUACAAGAUGGAGAAAGAACGCUGGAUGUUUUUCUACAUUUUUUGAUUGUGCUAUUUGAAGGACUCCUGUCAGACAGCAUCAAGUAGCUGGGUCGGGAACUUUAAGAUUUUUAUGAUUUACUUUAAACGUAUUCUUUGCUUUAGCUGGGAAGAUUUAACACAGCUAAUGGUGUGAUCAUUUUGCAUGUGAGGCUUCCUCAUUCAGCUCUGAUCAGGCACUGAGUGUUGAAAUGGUUAAAACUAUGUUCUCUGUGUUCACCCACAGAAUUCGAACCUUUCUGAAACUUAACUGUCACACAGUUAACCUAAAGAUUAUAUUUAAAGUGACACAGACCAGAUUUGAUCACUUAUUUUGAAAUGUGUGACUUGUUUCUCUGGGUACAAACCAGAGUGAUUAACAGGCUUUCAUGAUAUCGGAUACGUUGUCUGAUUUGUUUCGGUAGCGAUCCGUUGUAAACCUGUCACUCUGAUCGGCCUUUGCACUGCAGAAUGUUAAUUAUGUGAUGCUGUUAACAGACCUGAGUCACAUCUCAUGUAUAAUAAGACACUGUAUGGACUUGGCAAUUCCACUAUAAGACUGCAUUCAAAAGCAUUCGUGUUUCCUUGUAUAGAAGCGCCUGGCGUUAUUCAGUGAAGUCUGAAUGCUGUAGUGUUAUAACAAUUACUAUGAAUAUUUUUGUAAGAAUAAGGAUGUUUUAUGGCGGGAGCGUCUUCAGGUCCUGUAAAAUGUUAAUAUACCUGAGCUGACUACACGUUCAGUAUGCACCUCAGCAAUCAUUAAGAAUGAGAAAGCAUUAUUAGUCAGCCUUCUUUCUGCACCAUAGUGCCUCUUCUCCAUGGCUGAUGUCUAAAUCAUAGCAAGUUGAAGGGAAAUGGGGGAUUUACUUAGGACUCCAGACUAGCUCACCUGACUUCGGACCUGACAUACAAUCCUUUGCGGUGCCUGGGGAGUGAGAUUUUUGACUCAUUUCUAGAGAAUUAGCUGGAUGACUGAGCAUGGCAGGUCUGAAGCCAAAGAGAAUCUGACAAAGGAUCAAGCACCCACACUCUUUGCUGUUUAGUUAUUCACUGGUUAGAGAGGUCAUUUUCACGCUCGCUGUUCUCCGGUCUGUUCCUGUACAUGCUGUCAUGUCAUCCUGCAGGCUUGUCUGCAGAAGACUAGUACAAGUUAAAGACAUAACUCACCCAUAUUAUUUGGUGGUUAUAGUGAGGGUUAUUCAGAAGUAUCAUUUUUAAAUGAGAUUAUUGAACAGUCUGUGGUUUUCACCUUGUCACUGAAAGAAAUUGUGUAUUUUUGUUGUACAGACAUUUUAUAAUAAAAACAGUGAACUGCUCAAAGAAUGACCACAUCUCCCGCUGAAGAACUUUUUUAAUAGGGCCAUAGCAGGUUAAAACUAUACUGUCCUGAAUGAAACCUAACAUCUCUAUAACAGCAGUGAUGAACAGAAGAUGGCUGAUGAGGAAUAAAUGAACCAUAAAUGCUCCUGAGUCCACAAGAGACUUGAAGCGAUGGCUUCUGAUUUCUCUAAGAAGCACUGGGAGGCAGGAGGAGCGAGCAUGCACCUUACCUUAAUGUUUCAAUUAUCCAUUGCACAAUCACAGAAUCAAACUGGCCAUGACUCAGAAGUAAGAGAGAAA